UAAUGUUUAGCUCUAAUAUUUUUGUAGUCUUAAACUGCGAUACUUUGUAUCAGGUGUUUCAUUAGUAUAUAUUUUAUUAUGCCGCGUUAGUGACUUAUGAACCUUGUGUUAGCACUUACGUGAGUGUAGAUUACAAUGAAUAUAUUAUAAGUAAAAAAAAAAAAAAACACUUUUGACAAAUUAGGCAAAAUGGCUGAAUGUGAAUUACGACAGAGGAAAAAAGAAGACGAAGGUGUUAAGCUAGAGAAUAAUGAAGAAAUAAAUGUUGUUGAACAAGAACAGGUUCUAAGAGAAAAUAAACCUGAAACAAUCAAUGAUUGUAUUCAGUCAUGUGUUAUGACAAAUACUAUGCCACCUAUGGUUAGACGUUACAGGCCAGUGCAUAAGAUUUAUAGUGCUUAUCAAAAUUUACGGAAAUUAAAAGGUCCUAAACAUUGGUAUGCAGGUUCAAAUUAUUUCAAUAAUCAAGCCUCUUUCAAUUUUCGAACAAAUAAUUAUCGUAGGUCUAAAAAAGAAGAUUUUGAUUCUGAAGAUGAUAAAAAUAUAGAUCUGUCAGCAAAAAUACCAUCUGGAACAAAUAAAAUGCCAUACUUACUAGAAACUUUAUUAAGUGGGAUAUCUGAAAGAUGGAGAAAUUGGAUAAUUCGAGGUAUAUUUGGAUGGCUAAUGAUUGGCCUUUUUUGUCUCUUAUGUUAUGGAGGACCUCUAGCUUUAAUGAUAGCUGUUUUAGUUGUGCAAGUCAAAUGUUUCGAGGAGAUCAUCAACAUUGGUUAUUCUGUUUAUCGUAUUCAUGGCUUGCCUUGGUUUCGUUCUUUAUCAUGGUAUUUUUUGAUGGCAUCUAACUAUUUUUUUUAUGGUGAAAGCCUUGUGGACAUAUUUGCUGUGGUUGUUAAUAGAACUGAAUAUUUGAAAAUGCUGAUAACUUAUCACCGAUUUGUUUCAUUUAGUCUGUAUAUUGCUGGUCUUGUGUGGUUUGUCUUGUCUUUAGUACGCAAGUAUUAUAUGAAACAAUUCUCAUUGUUUGCUUGGACUCAUGUUUGUCUUUUGAUUGUUGUAUCUCAAAGCUAUUUUAUUAUUCGGAACAUAUUUGAAGGACUAAUAUGGUUUAUUGUACCAGUUUCAAUGAUCAUACUUAAUGAUAUUUGGGCUUAUGUUUUUGGAUUUUUCUUUGGAAGAACACCGCUGAUACAAGUAUCGCCUAAAAAAACAUGGGAAGGAUUUAUUGGUGGUGGUGUAGCUACUGUAAUUUGUGGUAUUGUGAUAUCAUAUUUCUUGUGUCAAUAUCCAUACUUUGUUUGUCCAGUGGAGUAUAGUGAAAAGUUUGGUAAAAUGAUAAUUGACUGUGAACCAUCACCAUUAUAUACUCUUCAUGAAUAUGUUUUACCAGAUUUCAUGGCACAUGCUAUGAAUUUAUUUGGAGCCUCAAACAAAAUCACAAUAUAUCCUUUUAUGAUUCAUGCUUUUUGGAUGUCUUUGUUCAGUUCUAUUAUUGGACCCUUUGGAGGAUUUUUUGCUAGUGGAUUUAAACGUGCAUUUAAAAUAAAGGACUUCGGUGACGUGAUCCCAGGACAUGGAGGAAUUAUGGAUCGUUUUGACUGUCAAUAUCUUAUGGCAACAUUUGUUAAUGUUUAUAUUUACAGUUUUGUAAGCACACCUACUUUACAAAAAACUGUUCAACAGGUAUUUACUUUACGGCCCGAAGAACAGUUGCAAUUAUUUUAUGUUUUGAAAGGAUCAUUGGAAAAUCGAGGUAUACUCAAUGUACAAUAAUUUGGAUAUUCAGUAGUCAUCUAUUACAUUCCUACUUUCAAAUAUGAUAUAAAUAUUUAAACCAUUGUUUUAGAGAGUUAUGUUUAAUUUUUCUUGUUUAUGACUUGUACUUAUGAUAUUCAUUAGCCUUUUUUUUUAAAUAUUUUAUCAAACUGACUUCUCUGCUCGAAUUGCAGAUUCCUUUGUGUAAAAAUUAGUACAAUUAUGUUAUUUAAUUUGUUG
Molecule: messenger RNA, 1992 nt
Organism: Sipha flava (yellow sugarcane aphid)
Lineage: Eukaryota; Metazoa; Arthropoda; Insecta; Hemiptera; Aphididae
Gene: Cds
Product: phosphatidate cytidylyltransferase, photoreceptor-specific
Exons: 12
Coding region: 190-1770 (526 amino acids)
Cellular component (GO): endoplasmic reticulum membrane
Molecular function (GO): phosphatidate cytidylyltransferase activity
Source: RefSeq, a predicted model, not a curated record